Molecule: messenger RNA, 90 nt
Organism: Debaryomyces tyrocola
Lineage: Eukaryota; Fungi; Ascomycota; Pichiomycetes; Serinales; Debaryomycetaceae
Source: the annotation of a GenBank genome assembly
AUGGUCAGGUAUAUAUUGAUGGUUAAUAGCAAGCAAUUAGACUGGAAUUUGGAACAAUUAUUAGUACCGGUCACGUGUGGAAAUUUGUGA